UCAUUCGUAUUUUCGCUUCUUAACGUGGGUCAUUUGUGAUAAACUGAUUAGGACCCGGAUAGUGGGGUGAGAUACUCGAGAAGCUGUGCUGUCGCGUCGCGUUUCCCGGUAGCCUCUGAACCUCGACCUCGAAGCAUUAUCUGCGAGAUCAACCACUUUAUUCCCCGCUCGCAACCUUUCAAAAUGUCGAAGAAGCAAGUAAAGGGCGAGUACAUUGAAACCGACACCGGAAAUAAAGUGUCGCGAAAGGCCGUUUUGAUUGGAACACAACACAUCAUGCUAGGCGGCAAGACGGUCAUCCAAGCCGAAGCCACGAUACGAGGCGACUUGGCUAGAACCGCCCAACCAACUUCGAGCUCGGGCGCUGCCGCUCCGGGUAGCAACACCGCCGUAGCUAUCGGUCGAUACUGUUAUCUGAGCAAAGGAUGUUGUCUACGUCCGCCAGGUCGUAUAUACAAAGGGUCCUUCACCUUCCUCCCUCUCCGACUUGGCGAUCAUGUUUUCAUCGGCGAUAGCACCGUAGUCCAAGCGGCCACCGUCGGAAGCCACGUAUAUAUUGGCCAGAACGUCGUCGUCGGAGAGUUCGCCAUCAUCAAAGACUAUGUUCGCAUCCUGGACGGCACUGUCAUACCUCCCAACAUGGUCAUACCGAGCUUCAGCGUCGUUGCUGGUCAGCCCGCUCGAGUGGUCGGUGAGGUGCCCGAAGGCGGCCACGAGGCGUUCGAGCUCAGAGACUUGUACAAGACGGUGGGAAAUAACCCGCAACCGAUGGCUGUGUAAUAUUU
This is a messenger RNA of Annulohypoxylon truncatum, 785 nucleotides long. RefSeq names its product trimeric LpxA-like protein. The transcript is spliced from 3 exons. The record is from RefSeq and is a predicted model, not a curated record. Bases 184 to 780 code for a protein of 198 amino acids. NCBI's taxonomy places the organism in Eukaryota, Fungi, Ascomycota, Sordariomycetes, Xylariales, Hypoxylaceae.